Molecule: messenger RNA, 1869 nt
Organism: Dictyostelium purpureum
Lineage: Eukaryota; Evosea; Eumycetozoa; Dictyosteliales; Dictyosteliaceae
Exons: 1
Coding region: 1-1869 (622 amino acids)
Source: RefSeq, a predicted model, not a curated record
AUGAAUUAUUUUUAUUUAUUUACUAUUUUUUUAAUUAUUUUAAAUAUAAAUAAUAUUAAUAGUUCUAUUAUAACAUUUAAUAAUAAUAUUAUAUCAGAAUGCACAAGUGAUACUCCAUGCGAUUUAUCUUCAAAUAAUAUUUGGGAAAAUAAUCAAGCUCCACACAAUGGUGACGAUGUAGUCAUUGAUUUUUCAAACGAAUCAAAUCAAAAUAUUUAUUUAUUUGGUGAAAAUUUCCAUAUUCAAUUAAACUCUUUCACUUUGAAGGGUCAAAUUACCAAUACAAACAAUCUUAAAACAAUCUUUUAUACAAGUUUAACCAUUCAAAAUUCAAACUUCACAAUUAUAAACGAUUUUACUAUACAAAACUCAAAUGUAGCUUUUAACGAAACUUCAGAUAACAAUAUUAUAAAUAUUGGUAAUUUCGUUUCAAACAUAACCAGCUUUACUAUGGAUGGCUAUUCAAGUGUCAAAUGUAAUUCCACUAAUCUUUAUGGUGUUCAACAGUUUAAUAUACUCGGUCAAUCAUCAUUUAAUGUAAAUGGCACAGCAACUAUUGACACACAAAUCAAUCAUAGAAGUACCGGUUUAUUAUCACUUUCAGGUCCGACUACUAUCUCAGAUAUAUUUAACUCUAUUGGCACUGUUAGUUUUGGCCCAUAUACAACAACCAUUUCAUCACAAACCGAAAUUGAUACAGCCUUCCUCUCUGGUAGACUAGUUAUUGUUGAUGGUAAUAAUGUAAUGAUAAAUGAAUAUAUCACAUUAAAUGAAUUAUCACAAAUUUUUGUUACCCAAUCUUCAAGCCUUAUAAUUAAAAGCACAAUUGAUAGCUCUCAUAUUCCACGUGUAAGUUAUCAAGUAAUUUUAGAAGAUAGUAGCUCCUUAUUUGUCCCAUCGGGUUUUACGUUCUUAAAUUCCACAUCUGAAAUGAAUGGAACCAUCAACAUUCAAGAUAAUAAUAAUGAAACUAUAUUUUAUGAAGUCGAACAACCAUUAUUAAAUAUUUCAACAAGUGGUAAUAUUACAUUAUUGGGAACAUUAGUAAAUAUGGUUUUCUGUGAAUCUAAUACUCUUGUUAAUGUUGUAACCAGUUCAGGAAUUUAUUCACUCCUUGGUAAUGGGGAUGUCUAUGUUUCAAAUACUCUUUCUCUAUAUAAACAAUCAAUUGCAAGAACAAUUAACAUUUCAAAAACAGGUCUCCUUGCUGUUUUUGGUAUCUUAAACGCUCAACAAAUUAAUGUAGCAUAUGCUGGAGCCCUAGCUAACUAUGGCAGUUUGAAUUCUGAUAUUUAUUCUUCAGGUCAAGUUCUUUUCAAAUCUAUGUAUUCUAAUGCCAAAUCAAUUAAUAUUCAAGACUCUGGUUCAUUAGUUAUAGAUUAUCCCUCAUUACAGAUUGAGGGCAAUUUAAAUAUGGGUCCAUUUUCAACUUUAAAUAUCAAAAAUGUAAAUUUAAAUGAUGUCACAGCACUCAUCAAUCUCGAAGGAAACUUAAAUGUUAACCCAUCCCGCUUAACCAUUCAACUUAAUCAGACUCAAGCCACAGUAAAACAAAGUGAUAGCAUUUUAUUAUUUGUUGCCAAUGGUGUUUAUAACAAUACAGUUAGUAUUGCCCCUAAUGUCAUAUCAGUUUUAACCAGCAGUGGUUCUUUAGUAAAUCUUAAUCCUUUACUCCAAAGAGAUUCAACAGGUAUUUAUAAAUUGGAAUUUAAAAAUAAAAACUUUCCCUCACCCGGUUUGAUUGCUGGUGCUGUAGCUGGCUCAGUUGCUGGUGUAGUAUUAAUCGUAAUAAUCGUAGUUUGUUGCUAUAAAAGAAAGAAGAACCCUCAUCACCAUCACCAUCACGAACAAAAACCCUUAAUUCGUUAA